AUGACGCUCUCGCUCUCCAAGCUCUGGCGCUACCUCAACGAGGACAUCCGCGAAGACAUCAUCCUCGAAUCCCAACUCCUCCUCCUCUCCUUCGCAACGGGGAUGCAGGACGCCGCCGCAUGGCCGGACUACUCCUGCUUCGCGUCCAACCAGACGGGCAACACCCUCUUCCUGGCCAUCGGCGUCGCCGGCCUCGCUCAAAACUCCUACUCCUUCCCCAACAUCGGCAUGAGCCUGGGCAUGUUCAUCGCAGGCGGCCUCAUCAUGGGCCAGCUAGGGAAUUGGUUCGGCGUGCGCCGCCGCCUCUGGCUCAUCCUCAGCAGUCUCAUCCAGACCGUCCUGGUGUUUGUCGGGCUGAGCCUGCAGUACGCGCUGCCGCUGCGGCGCGACGGUCCCACGGCGCUCGGGGUGAUCGCGUGUCUGGCGUUCUCGGCGGGCGGUCAGGUGGCCAUGAGCCGGUCGCUGAAGAUCACGGAGAUCACGACGGCCAUGGCGACGGCAGCGUAUAUCGAUGUCGUGGUGGACCCGAACCUGUUGCAGCUGCACAAUCGGCUGCGGAACCGGCGGGUGUUGUUCCUGGUGAUGUUGACGGGGGGCUGUUUUGUGGGUGCGUUUGCCGAACGCGCGGUCAAUUCCUCGUUUGCGCUGUUAUGGUGUGCGGUUGGCAAGUCGAUUGUGACGGUGUCGUUGAUGUUCAACGAAAAGCUUGAGAAAAAGGCAUGA
This is a messenger RNA of Aspergillus clavatus NRRL 1, 723 nucleotides long. RefSeq names its product YoaK family protein. Bases 1 to 723 code for a protein of 240 amino acids. NCBI's taxonomy places the organism in Eukaryota, Fungi, Ascomycota, Eurotiomycetes, Eurotiales, Aspergillaceae. The transcript has a single exon. The record is from RefSeq and is a predicted model, not a curated record.